AAGCUUAAUAUUAAGUUAUUUUAUAUUGUUUAUUUAUAAGUAGGUAUAUAGUAUACUUUACUGUUUCUCGCUGUCGCUAUUUCUUUACCUGUUUCUAUUUACUUCCGAGCACUGACUUUAUUUCUACAGCUAUACCUACUUUCCGUUCUUCCUAUUUCUAUUUACUUAACUGCAAACUCUCUCUAACUCUCCACUUACUGUUCUUCCAUUUCCGCUAUUUCUCGUAUCUUAGUUUUAGGCCUAAUAUAAGGACAGUACAUGUGUAAUAAACUCCACUUUUGGAAUUGUAAUCGGACGAGUGCGGUGUUCCUUUUUUAAUUACGCGGCGUUACAGGCAUUAUUCAUUUUAGUUCGCGCUUCUACCCUUAUAAAGUUUUUUUAAAACAAUUUAAAUAUCUUCACAAAAUAGUGAAGAAUUUUCAAUGAGUCUAGUCUACACAAAGUACAAAUUAUCCCACUGGAAUUGUAUAUGAUUUUGUUUUUAAAUCAAAUUUUAAAUUAAAAACAAACUCAAUUAAUACAAACCAUUUUUUCCUAGGGAGGUAUGUACAUAUUCCAAAUAUUGGACUCGUAUGCAGUAAGUGGAUUCUGUUUACUAUGGCUCAUAUUUUUCGAAUGUAUAUCCAUAUCGUGGUGUUACGGAGUUGAUCGUUUUUACGAAGGUAUCAAAGAUAUGAUCGGUUACUAUCCCAUCGUGUGGUGGAAGUUUUGUUGGUGUGUUACAACUCCUCUUAUCUGUUUGGGAGUGUUCUUUUUUAACAUCAUACAAUGGAAACCAAUUAAAUAUUUGGAUUACAAUUAUCCAUGGUGGGCACACGCGUUCGGUUGGUUCACGGCGUUGUCGUCGAUGCUUUACAUACCAGCCUACAUGUUUUGGUUGCGGAAGCGAACACCUGGCGAUGCAGGCGAGAAAAUCCGUGCGAUUGUGCGAAUAGACGAAGAUGUUACACACCUCAGAGAAAAAAUGCAGCAGGAAGCAGCUAAAAAAGUUGAGCUCUAUACACUGUAGCAAAAAUAAAUCAGAAUAGAAAAUUAUACUUCAUACACUAGCAUUAUCAUAAACUAAAGUAAUAAUUUCACUCAUUCAUGCACAAACCCUCUAUGUAAUUAUUGUAACUACAUACAUACAUAUCUGCUUCACUUUAGCAAAGAUUUACGUAGGUGUUAGGUACAGUAUAUAUGUAUAUGAUCCAAAUAUUUGAUUCACAUAGUACUCGAUUUUUGCUUAUUAAGGGUUUUCUAUAUAAAAUUACAACAAACUCUUCUUAUUAAUGUAAGGCUUUUUUUUAUUAAAUAUUCUCUGUAGAUUUAAAUUAAAUACAAAUAUACGGGCAUAUGGGGUAAGGCAUCAAGUGUACUUGUGUAGAAUAUUUAUUAUUCAUUGCAAAGGAACCAUGAUGAAAUUUUGUUUUAUCAAUUACAUAACAUAAAAAGUUCAAACAAGACGUUUCUAGAUCUUUGUGAAGCGAUUUGUCAUGAAAGUAAACACCUAAAAGGCAGAGAACUUUUUGGGAGCAGUAACUUCAACUGAUUGUCGUCAAAUUUAUAUACCCUAAAAAUUUAAAAAAGAACCUUAAAAAAACUUAUAACAAGUUACCAAGUAAAUUUGUAUAUUCUUAUGAUUUCUAGGAAUUUGAGUUCGACAUUAAAUUUCGCGUAAUGAUCAGCAAUUACCGCAACACUAAAUAUGUUACCAUAUAAAAAUGUUAUAUAAAUCUUUUUAUGCGUGACUUAGCAAUUUUUUCUUCAGGAACGGAUAAAAAUCGAAUUUUUUCAUGAAUGAAAAAGUGGGCAUGUUCUAAAAUUCCCAAAACACUUUUAUAUGAUUACAUAUAUAUAUACAGGCAUAUUUGCCUUUCUUGUUAUGCAAAAAAACAAA
Molecule: messenger RNA, 1879 nt
Organism: Anastrepha ludens (Mexican fruit fly)
Lineage: Eukaryota; Metazoa; Arthropoda; Insecta; Diptera; Tephritidae
Product: sodium- and chloride-dependent GABA transporter 1-like
Exons: 3
Coding region: 545-1009 (154 amino acids)
Biological process (GO): sodium ion transmembrane transport
Cellular component (GO): membrane
Source: RefSeq, a predicted model, not a curated record